GGAAAUAUCCAUCAACCCCUCUGAACAGCAGAAUUAAGCUAGCAGUUGCAGAUUUGCUGAUUUGCUGCGUAUUCUAAUUUGCUUGGCCUAAUUUUGGCACCAGUGUCCAACGGUCUUCGAUUUCUUUUGCUAAACCUGUGGCAGGGCCUUUUUCAAUGGAGCUUCUAGUAGAACCUAUCACGGAAGUGGUACAGUGUUUGGGGAGGUCAACCUGCACCUAUCUAGGUCAUCACUUAAAUUUUGAUGAAGCUGUGAAUGAUUUGAGAAGAGAAUUGCAAGUUCUAAUCUCUCGAAAAGAAGAUAUAAAUUUAAGCAUACAGUUUAAGGCUGGUAGGGGAAAAGAAGUAAAACAUGAAGUGCAAGCCUGGCUUAAACUUGUACAAGAAACCAAUAAUGAAGUGCAAGCCAUUCAAGAAAAGAUUUAGAGAGUUAAGUGGUACUCAAAGGGUCGUCUUCAAAAACUUGUUUGUAAGAAAAUUGAGGUGGUGAAGAGAAUGUAUGAACUAGGUUGUUUUCCUGAUGGUUUCACAGUGACAAUUGACAGACCUCCACAAGGAAUCAUAUUGCCAACUGAGAAUGUAGUGGGUGAAGAUUUUGUAGAAGAAAAAAUUUGGGGAUACUUGAUGGGCAAUGAGGUCAGAAAGAUUGGAGUUUGUGGGGAUGGUGGGAUUGGGAAGACUACCAUUAUGAAGCAUAUUAAUAAUGAAUUGUUAAGUGUGACCAAAUUUGAUAGGGUGAUUUGGGUCCAUGUGUCCUACCCACUCAGUGUUAUCAAUUUACAAGAAAAUAUUGCUCACGCCAUCGAUGAUAAAUUGAGACUCCCAAAAGGUGAGGAUAAAGUGAGGCGGGCAGCUACUUUGAUGAGCAUUAUGAAAGGAGUAGGAAGAUAUGUGCUUAUCCUAGAUGAUGUUUGGGAAGUGUUUUCUCUGAGUGAAGUGGGAAUUCUAAAACCAACAAUUCAGAAUGGAAGUAAAAUAGUCAUCACUAGUAGAUCCAGUGAUGUGUGCCAAAAAAUGCUUUGUAAGAUAGUCAAAGUGAAGCCUCUUUCAUGUCUAGAGUCUUUCAACUUAUUCUUUGAUAAAGUUGGGCAUCAUGUUCUGCAAGUACCAAAUUUAGAAGGAAUCUUGAAGCUCAUCGUGGAGGAGUGUGUUGGCUUACCGUUGGCCAUUGUUGUGAUUGCACAGAGUAUGAGGGGAGAAGAUGAUGUUGAAGUGUGGAAGAAUGCCUUAAAUGAAUUACAAGAAUAGGUAAAGAGUGUGAUUGGUUCAGAUCAAAAGAUGUUUAAGAGGUUAAGGUUUAGUUAUGAUCGUUUGAAUAAUUUUGAAAUCUAAAAUUGUUUACGUAUUCUUUUUAGGACUGUGGUUCUUAGAUUUAUGUAUUUUACUAAUUAUGUUUGCUUAUUAACUAGGCAUUGAUUUUAUCUUCA
This is a messenger RNA of Rubroshorea leprosula, 1426 nucleotides long. NCBI's taxonomy places the organism in Eukaryota, Viridiplantae, Streptophyta, Magnoliopsida, Malvales, Dipterocarpaceae. The record is from the annotation of a GenBank genome assembly.